UUCCUGCUGAUCCUGUCACCAUGGGGCGUCAGCUGGUGUCCCUCCUGUCUGCCCUGCAAAUGGGCUACCUGGCCCGGCGGGUGGGAUUGUCCAGAAUAGCCCAUAAAGUCAUGCCUCCCUCUGUCACUGGACCUCCAGAGUUUGAGAGGACUUUCCGUGCACAUCAGAACUGUGUGGAGUGUUACCCUGUGUUUCUGGUGACACUAUGGACAUGCGGUGUGUUCUUCAGUGAGGUGGCUGCAGUUGGUGGAGGACUGAUGUACAUUGUUGCCCGGCAGAUAUAUUUCAACGGAUACGUCAAGUCCACCAAGAGAAGGUUACCUGGUCUCCACCUGACUUUAGCUGUCUUUGUCACUCUGUCUCUACUGGGUUUGACUGGGAUACUGUGUGGAAUACUACACAAGUACUUUAACAUCCACCUCUGAAGAGUUCAGUUCCGACCAAGUAUAACAGACCUAUGAAAGGAGGGUUACUUCAAAAAUACAGUUGUUCACAGGAUACUCGUGUUUGCAACUCAAAUCACAAAUGUUAUCUUUUUCAGUUCUGCACUCAAACCCCAGGGUCAAAAAUAUUUCAUUGUAGACUGUAAAAUGCAUUGUGUUUGCUCAACCUCCCAUAUACCUUGAAGUCUGACACACAUUUCGUGUAAUAACCUUAAUAACCUUUGUGUUGGAUGUCCCAUUUUAAUUAAAAAAA
This is a messenger RNA of Thunnus maccoyii (southern bluefin tuna), 696 nucleotides long. It is a transcript of the gene mgst2, whose product is annotated as microsomal glutathione S-transferase 2. Gene Ontology annotation, biological process: leukotriene biosynthetic process. The coding region runs from base 21 to 425 and encodes 134 amino acids. The transcript has 5 exons. Gene Ontology annotation, molecular function: glutathione peroxidase activity; enzyme activator activity; leukotriene-C4 synthase activity. Gene Ontology annotation, cellular component: endoplasmic reticulum; membrane; nuclear envelope. Lineage: Eukaryota; Metazoa; Chordata; Actinopteri; Scombriformes; Scombridae. The record is from RefSeq and is a predicted model, not a curated record.